Molecule: messenger RNA, 501 nt
Organism: Penaeus monodon (black tiger shrimp)
Lineage: Eukaryota; Metazoa; Arthropoda; Malacostraca; Decapoda; Penaeidae
Product: tissue-type plasminogen activator-like
Exons: 3
Coding region: 64-501 (145 amino acids)
Biological process (GO): proteolysis
Molecular function (GO): serine-type endopeptidase activity
Source: RefSeq, a predicted model, not a curated record
AUUUCUCUCCCCUUUCUUUACGCAACGUUCUCUCCUUGCUUUUCCCUUGUCUUCCACAAUGGCAUGCUCAUUAACCUUCCCCUUUCUCAGUAUACAACAUCUGUUCCCCAUCGACUAAGCCUUAUUGUUCUCCCGUGUGUCAAAUUGCAACAGGAGUUCGGGAUCGCUAAGGUCUGGAUCCACGAGCAGUACGAAGACACACACUUCCAGGACAACGACAUCGCCCUCGUCAGAAUCGAACGCAAAUGGGGGCGUGGCUUCAGGUUCAACAAGCGCGUGCGUCCCGUGUGCUUGCCGAGUGCUGACGCUUCCUAUGAGGAGCUUGGCGACUGCUCGGUUUCUGGCUGGGGAAGGACCAUUCACAAUUAUAUCUUAGCAGGGAAAUCCAAGACCUUUAUCUUUUAUAAAGCUGACCCUGGAUUAAAUGAAAUAAUCCGGUCUUCGGCUUCAUUCUGCGUGUUAGAAUCACAGCUGCGAAAGAGUAAAGAUAUCAUUCCUUGA